AUGGCGCCGACGUUCGACGGGAUUUCCGACAGGACUGCUGGACACAGAGCAAGUUGCGGCGCCACGAAGUUGGAGAAUGUUCGCGCACCUGAUUUUCGACAGCAGCCUCCUGAAGACACAGAAAGUUGCAAUGCCACGAAAUUGGAGGAGACAGCUGUUUGCAGAUUCUCAGCCAAUCGAUGCCACGUUUGGGCAACUACACAACAAGAAUGCUUAGGGACCUACCGCGGCAUUCAUGGGCAAAAGAGACUAGUUGAAGGAAUGCUGUUGGAGGAUGAGGCUUGGUCGUCGGGUUGGAGAUUUGUCGCGAGAUAA
Molecule: messenger RNA, 315 nt
Organism: Cyclocybe aegerita
Lineage: Eukaryota; Fungi; Basidiomycota; Agaricomycetes; Agaricales; Hemipholiotaceae
Source: the annotation of a GenBank genome assembly